Molecule: messenger RNA, 694 nt
Organism: Psylliodes chrysocephalus
Lineage: Eukaryota; Metazoa; Arthropoda; Insecta; Coleoptera; Chrysomelidae
Source: the annotation of a GenBank genome assembly
CCUAAACUGAAAAGUUUUCCAAUUAUUUAAGUGGUUUAAAAAAUAUAAAAUAAUGGUUUUAAUGACAAUGAUUGCCCGUGUGGCAGAUGGACUGCCUUUAGCGGCUACCAUGCAGGAAGAUGAACAGUCUGGAAGGAGUAUUUUGGACUAUCAAAACCAAGCAAAAAUGUUAUUCCGAAAACUAGGUCCUCAAUCUCCCCCUAAGUGUAGUAUUGAAACUGGUCCAUAUUUAUUCCAUUAUUUAAUAGAAUAUGAAGUAUGUUAUUUAGUUUUGUGUGAAAAAACUUAUUCCAAACGACUGGCCUAUUCUUAUUUAGAAGAUAUUGCCCAAGAAUUUCAUGCACAAUAUGGUAAAAGGGUUAACACUGUAACUAGACCUUAUACUUUUAUAGAAUUCGAUAAUUACAUUCAAAAGGCAAAAAAACAGUUUUCUGAUUCAAGAUCUAGAAGAAAUUUAAAUGUUAUCAAUAAUCAGCUACAGGAUGUCCAAAGAAUUAUGGUUCAAAAUAUUGAUGAUGUUUUACAAAGAGGGACAGUUUUAUCAGAAUUGGAUUCGAAAACUCAGAACUUAUCAAUGUUAACAGAGAAGUAUAAGAAGGAUGCUACAUAUUUGAAUACAAAAUCUAUGUAUGUAAAGGCAGCAGUAGGAGGAAUUGUUUUUCUUGUAUUUAUUUUAUAUUUCUGGGUUUUAUAA